Molecule: messenger RNA, 1020 nt
Organism: Botrytis sinoallii
Lineage: Eukaryota; Fungi; Ascomycota; Leotiomycetes; Helotiales; Sclerotiniaceae
Exons: 4
Coding region: 212-835 (207 amino acids)
Biological process (GO): ceramide transport; intermembrane lipid transfer
Cellular component (GO): cytoplasm; cytosol; membrane
Molecular function (GO): ceramide 1-phosphate transfer activity; ceramide 1-phosphate binding
Source: RefSeq, a predicted model, not a curated record
CCAACACCCAACAUCCGACUCCAUCUAUUCGAUUCAUGCCACGAGUUUCAUAGAAAGGGUUCCUCUUAAAGCUCUCACAUAUCUGUUCUUCUCCUGAAAGCUCUCAUUCACAAUUUCUCGUUAUCAAUCUUUCUCAAUUUUUGAACAUUCUCGAUUUGCAUCUCUAUACUCGUCUUCUCCAAUCAAUCAAAUCACACAAACCCAUUCAAAAAUGGCAACCGUUAAGAAAAUUCCCCCUGGACAAACCUUCAUCGAUACUCUCGAUAAAUCAUUCGUCGAUGUCCCCGUCAACAAGGAGAAGGACAAUGCGAUUGCAACCACAGAUUUUCUUCAAGCUGCCGAAUCCCUCACCACUCUUUUCGAUGUUAUGGGAUCUGUAGCAUUCAACCCAGUCAAGAAUGAUAUGGCUGGUAACAUCAAGAAAAUCCGCGAGAGACAACUUGCUGCACCAGCAGAGUCAGAGACUCUUCAAGAAUUGGUCGUCAAUGAGCUCAAGACAAAGAAGCACACCGCUACUGAAGGUUUAGUUUGGUUGGUUCGUGGUCUAGACUUCACCUGCAUUGCUCUCUCACAAAACCUUGCCGCCCCCGCGGAUGAACUCUCCGUAUCCUUCCGUGCUGCCUACGGCGAGACACUAAAACCCCACCACUCCUUCAUGGUGAAGCCCAUAUUCAGCGGCGCCAUGUCCGCCUGCCCAUACAGAAAAGAUUUCUACGUUAAGCUUGGAGAUGACAACUCCAAGGUUGAGGCUGCUUUGAGAGUGUGGUUGAGUGCAUUGGAGAACCUGAUCGCCAUCUUGAAGGGAUUUUUGGACAGAAAGGAGGCUAAGUGGUAGAUUUGGGGGGAGAUACUAGAGAUGGGAAGGCCAUCAAUUCUGGCAUGAGUGAGCGAGCAAGCGAUUAAUUUUGAACGACUUGAUAUGAUGAAGCGUUAUGUUUUGAGAGAAUAGCAAAUCAACAGGAGCAGAAUAUGAACUACGUAUGCAUGAUGAUAAAAAAGUAAAAUGUAACUCAGCAAGCU